Messenger RNA from Neurospora hispaniola, 505 nucleotides. RefSeq lists its product as uncharacterized. The transcript is spliced from 3 exons. The record is from RefSeq and is a predicted model, not a curated record. NCBI's taxonomy places the organism in Eukaryota, Fungi, Ascomycota, Sordariomycetes, Sordariales, Sordariaceae. The coding region runs from base 206 to 505 and encodes 99 amino acids.
GAUGACCGUGGGGGUGACGAUAACCGUGGAGGCGACGGUGACCGUGGAGACGACCUUUCUCUGACAAUGAACAUCUAUAAAGAGGAGCAAGCUUCCUAGACUCUGACCAGAAAAAAAACCAUCAUCCUUCACAUCCACAUUUCCUCAUCAACCAUCAACCGUCAAGCACUCUACCUGCCACCAAAAUCAAAACCUACCCUACACAAUGCUCUUCACCACCGUCCUCACCUCCGCCCUCGCCGGCCUGGCCAUGGCAUCCCCUGCCGCCCGCAUGGACCAGUCCAUCAAUGGCCUUCAGCAGCGCCAAGUCCUGCCUGAGCCUUGCAUCGUCAAUUGCCUCACCUCUGUGUGCACCGCCACCCCUCUCGCCUGCCCGGGCUGCCUGAUCUCGUGCCUUAACAUCGCCGCCAACGAUGCCGGCGAGGUUGUCCUUGACGCUAUCGCCCCCGAGAAGGCAGUUGUCGACAAGGUUGAGGGCUAUGUUCCUCAAACCACCAAGGCCUAA